CAGUCAUGAAUUUAUUGAAAUUUCUUUAGAAUUUUCUAGCUGAGAAUACGUGCAUAAAUACUGAAUAUUUGAGGUGAUGAAGUGAUGAGACAAUGGCGCUUUGGAGGCAAAUGGAAAUUAUAAAAGUGUUAUAAAGCAAAAAUUAUGCAAUUCGUGUCGAAAUGAAGUGUUUAUUUUUAAUCAACACAAAAUUGCAGUUUAAUUGAGCAGCAACUAACCGAAGAUUAUUGUGAAAUUUGUGCAGAUUUUUGGAAAAAUUGUGGUGCAAAAACGAUUUGGAAAAAUGGUGCAUUCUGUUGAUGUGUCUACUAUUGCUGGAACCAGUGACAUGGACCAAACAAAACGCACAAAGCCUUCCACACUGCGCCGCACAUUGAACGCGCUGCGGCAACGUUUAACACGACGUAGUCGCUCCAAACCGCCCGAUUGGUUUCUCGAGAAAUUUUCCAAUACCAAUAAUGUCGAUAAAAUUGGCAAGACCACAGCCAGCACAAUAACAGCUGCCGCAGCGGCUAGUGAAGAGGGCGCUGCCAGCGGUCCAACUGCGACAAACACUCCACCUGCCGAUGAAGGUCUUUCCAGCGAAAUACGUGGCACCAGUCGGCUGUGUAAUCGGCUUUCGGUGAAUCCAACACUGCAGUCGCAUUAUAGGUGGCUAGGCAUCGUAUCUUUAGCUGUACUGUAUAAUAUUAUAUUCGUUGUGGGGCGUUCCGUUUUUUGGGAGAUCAAUCAACGUGCCCCAACCGCAUGGUACUUUCUAGACUACCUUUGUGAUCUUAUAUAUCUCGUGGAUACGCUGGUGCAUAUGCAUGAGGGCUACUUGGAUCAGGGUCUGCUGGUGCGUGAUGCCUACAAGUUGCGGCGCCACUACUUCCAUGCCAAAGGUUGGUCCAUCGAUGUAUUGUCGAUGUUGCCCACCGAUAUCGCCUAUAUUUGGUGGUCGCCAAAUUCAUGUAGUGCCAAAAUGCUGCCCUGCCCCGUGAUAGUACGGCUAAAUCGUUUGUUGCGUGCGCCGCGUCUGUGGGAGUGGUUCGAUCGUACGGAGACGGCUACUGGUUAUCCGAAUGCUUUUCGCAUUUGCAAAGUGGUGCUCGCUAUUCUGGUGCUGAUCCAUUGGAAUGCUUGCAUGUACUUUGCGAUUAGUUAUGCCUUAGGUUUCGGCACGGACAAUUGGGUGUACAAUCUGAACGGUUCGCGGAACAGUACAUUACAAAGGCAGUAUAUUUAUAGCUUUUAUUGGUCUACAUUGACCUUAACGACGAUCGGUGAGACACCAACGCCCGAAAACGAUGCGGAAUACUUGUUCGUGGUGGCGGAUUUUUUGGCUGGUGUGCUGAUAUUCGCUACUAUAGUGGGCAACAUCGGUUCCAUGAUUUCGAACAUGAAUGUGGCACGCGUCGAGUUUCAAAAUCGCAUGGACGGCGUCAAACAGUAUAUGGCUUUCCGCAAAGUUGGUCACGAGUUGGAGGCGCGUGUGAUACGUUGGUUUGCCUACACUUGGUCGCAGAGUGGAGCGCUGGAUGAAGAACGCGUACUAGCCGCACUGCCGGACAAAUUGAAAGCGGAAAUCGCCAUACAAGUGCACAUGGACACACUGAAACAGGUGCGCAUUUUCCACGACUGCGAACCCGGACUGCUGGAGGCACUAGUGCUGAAACUCAAACUGCAAGUGUUCAGUCCGGGUGAUUAUAUUUGCCGGAAAGGCGAUGUCGGCAAAGAGAUGUACAUAGUGAAACGCGGCAAAUUGUCGGUAGUGGCAGACGAUGGCGUCACUGUAUUUGCAACACUCGGCGCCGGCUCAGUGUUUGGCGAGGUGUCGGUGCUGGAGAUAGCGGGGAAUCGCACAGGCAAUCGACGUACGGCCAAUGUGCGUUCACUAGGCUACUCGGAUCUCUUCUGUCUGGCGAAGCGUGAUUUGUGGGAGACGCUGGCCGAUUAUCCGGAAGCGCGCGCCACACUCACAGAACGUGGCUGCCAGUUGCUACGCAAAGAUGGAUUAUUGGACGAAAGUGUUUUUGCGGAUUCGCAACGCGCACACGACAGCAUUGAAAGUGGCAUUGAGAAAUUGGAGAUGUCGGUGGAGAACUUAAAUGUGCGGUUAGCGCGUUUGCUCGCCGAGUAUACAGCAAGUCAGGCAAAACUUAAGCAGCGGCUGGCGAAACUGGAAUCAAACUAUCAAUUAACAGCCAACUCCAAUGCGGGCAUUAGCGCAACCGAGCCUCAAACACGUCCGCGCAGCGGGCGACUCUACUCGCUGCAACCGAAAAAGCGAACACGGCAAAAACGUUUGAUGGCAUCUACCCAGUCCAACGACAGUAAACAGAAUACAUUGUAAAUGUAUUGAUGCGAUGCCGCGUGUGGUGAUGCAAAGCAGGCGUGUAGCGUUUCCGUGCCAAAAGCAAAACCAAAGCCAGCCAAUGCCAACGUGAAAGCAAACAACAACGGGCAACAAAGAAUAAACGAAUUUCAUUGCAAGCAGUACGACAAAAUAAGAGUUGGCAACAAAUGCCAAUGACGCGCACAGAAAUAAGGAGAAGCGCGCAAAUGAAUCACUUUUCUCGCGCGCGUGUGGGGAGCUGCUUAGCCACCAAUUGCGGUACUUUGCGACUGCUGCCUGUGCUCUACUUACUUCACUGUGGCGAAUGUCGUAUUUCACCGUUGCUUUUGUGGUUUUUGCUGAAGUUGCUAAUUUUAAAAUUCGUCCUCUAAGCUAAGUGUGGUGAUUGGUUCACUAUUACACCGCCCUUCACCCCACUACACCUUUUUCUUCAGUCAACUUUUACGUGCCGAUGCGCUUAGAUGCGAUACUAAAUGGUGAUAAAUGAAUUGAAAUUCACAAAGUUAAGAAAAUUGUAAGUUUACAGUAAAAUGAGAGUAGGAAGAUAACAA
Molecule: messenger RNA, 2889 nt
Organism: Anastrepha obliqua
Lineage: Eukaryota; Metazoa; Arthropoda; Insecta; Diptera; Tephritidae
Gene: CngA
Product: cyclic nucleotide-gated cation channel subunit A
Exons: 7
Coding region: 284-2335 (683 amino acids)
Biological process (GO): potassium ion transport; monoatomic cation transmembrane transport
Cellular component (GO): plasma membrane; intracellular cyclic nucleotide activated cation channel complex
Molecular function (GO): cGMP binding; voltage-gated potassium channel activity; intracellularly cGMP-activated cation channel activity
Source: RefSeq, a predicted model, not a curated record